Messenger RNA from Cladophialophora psammophila CBS 110553, 606 nucleotides. RefSeq lists its product as uncharacterized. NCBI's taxonomy places the organism in Eukaryota, Fungi, Ascomycota, Eurotiomycetes, Chaetothyriales, Herpotrichiellaceae. The record is from RefSeq and is a predicted model, not a curated record. Gene Ontology annotation, molecular function: 3-dehydroquinate dehydratase activity. Bases 1 to 606 code for a protein of 201 amino acids. Gene Ontology annotation, biological process: quinate catabolic process. The transcript has a single exon.
AUGUCUAGUCCCUCUUCCUUCCCCCAACGGCCGAGGAGGAAACUCCUCCUGAUCAACGGACCCAACCUCAACCUCCUGGGCACACGGGAGCCGCAGAUCUACGGCUCAACCACGCUGGCCGACGUGGUCUCCGCGGCCGUGUCGCGGGGCAAGGAGCUCGGCAUCGAGGUGGUUCCCUUCCAGUCGAACCACGAGGGUAUGAUUGUCGACUUUAUACAGUCUCAUUUCAUCCCGCCACCACAAGCACAGUCAUCACUGUCUGCUCCUGCCGAGAACCAGACCGCCAACAAAAAGGAUACAAGCACGAGCUCGCCCGAGGAUCGUACGACGUCUCCCAGGAUAGGCGUGAUCAUCAACCCCGCAGCCUUCACACACACCAGCGUCGCGAUCCGGGACGCCCUGCUCGCGACGUCGCUGCCCUUUGUGGAAGUGCACAUCUCCAACAUCCACGCCCGCGAGCCCUGGCGCAGCCACUCGUACUUCUCGGACAAGGCCGUCGGCGUGGUCAUGGGGCUCGGGGCGUACGGGUACCGGGCGGCCUUGGAGUUUUGGGCGCACCGGUGGGAUAAGGAGGACGAGGAGGAGAACAAAAGAAGAUUGGGAUGA